Helianthus annuus (common sunflower) is the source of this 1709-nucleotide messenger RNA. RefSeq lists its product as uncharacterized. The coding region runs from base 99 to 1619 and encodes 506 amino acids. NCBI's taxonomy places the organism in Eukaryota, Viridiplantae, Streptophyta, Magnoliopsida, Asterales, Asteraceae. The transcript is spliced from 4 exons. The record is from RefSeq and is a predicted model, not a curated record.
UUCUAUAAAACAAGAAGAAACAAAAGCAAAGAAACAAAAGAGCAAAACAGCUUCGCCGGAAAAAUAAAUUCCGUCAGCCUUAACCAUCACCUUUUCCGAUGAUACUCAACUUAACAACAUAUCUGAUGAUGACGUCAUCGCUAAUGGCUAACAUGCACCUUCUAAUAACCACCUUCGCCCUUGCAAUAACCGGUUUUGAACCUGUGUAUUCGAAAGUAACAUCGGAACCGGUGUUUUCUGCGGUUGGUGACCCCGGAAUGAAGCGAGAUGGGCUGCGAGUGGCGUUCGAGGCUUGGAACUUUUGUAAUGAAGUUGGAACCGAAGCGCCGUCGAUGGGGAGUCCUCGAGCUGCCGAUUGUUUCGACGUUGUUUCCACCGGUAAAGACAAUUACCACCUAAACCACAAAGUAACCGAACGCGACAACCAUCUCAGCGUCGGCGAUUCAUUUCCGGGACUAAACCCGAAAGCGCUACACGAUCCGGACCUCUACGCAGCCGAAAAAGAGAUAUAUCUCGGCAACCUAUGCCAAGUAGUCACCAACACAACCCCAUGGCAAUUUUGGAUGAUCAUGCUUAAAAACGGCAACUACGACACCACCUCCGGCCUAUGUCCGGAAAACGGUAAAAAAUCCCAACCGUUCCCACCGGGACGGUUUCCCUGUUUCGGAGAUGGGUGUAUGAACCAACCAGUUUUGGACCAUCAACCGACGGUUAUUGAUUAUAAUUCGAGUUCGGUUUCGGGUCCGGUUAUGAAAGGUGGGUUUAAUGGUACUUAUGAGUUGAGUGGUGGUAUUGAUUCGUAUUUUGAAGUGACGUGGCAGAAGAAGAUUGGCGUUGGUGGUUGGGAGUUUAACCAUAAACUAAAAACAUCAAAGUUGUAUCCUUGGUUGAUGUUGUAUUUGAGGGCUGAUGCUACCAAAGGGUUUUCUGGUGGUUAUCAUUAUGACACUAGAGGCAUGCUUAAAACGCUUCCAGAAUCACCAAAUUUCAAAGUAAAAUUACGCCUAGAUGUCAAAAAGGGGGGUGGAUCCAAGAGUCAAUUCUACCUUAUUGACAUGGGCAGUUGUUGGAAAAACAAUGGUCAACCUUGUGACGGCGACGUGUUGACCGACAUUACCCGAUACAGCGAGAUGAUCAUCAAUCCCGAGGUUGCAGCAUGGUGUGCCCCGUCAGCCCUCUCAAACUGCCCGCCGUACCAUAUUACCCCCAACAACACAAAGAUUUACAGAAAUGACACUGCGAGGUUCCCAUAUGGGGCGUACCACUAUUACUGUGGUCCAGGGAAUGCGGCCCACUUGGAGAAGCCGUACAGCACAUGUGACCCGUAUAGCAACCCGCAGGCCCAAGAACUUGUGCAGUUGUUGCCUCACCCCAUAUGGGCCGAAUACGGGUUUCCCACAAAGCAAGGAGAUGGGUGGGUCGGGGAUGCCCGGACUUGGGAGCUUGAUGUUGGCGGGCUGUCUAGUAGACUUUACUUCUAUCAGGAUCCAGGGACUAAAGCUGCAAAAAGGAUAUGGACAUCACUAGAUGUUGGAACUGAAAUAUUUGUAAGCGACAGAGAUGAAGAGGCUGAAUGGACUCUAAGCGACUUUGAUGUCAUCAUUACAUCUAAACCUUAAUUGAAUAACUAAGUUAUUAACAAUAUAUUGUUAGUUGUUACUAUGUUUAAUGAUAUUGCUGUGGAAGUUUAUUAAUUUUCCAUAUAUUAA